This is a messenger RNA of Ceratitis capitata (Mediterranean fruit fly), 3783 nucleotides long. RefSeq names its product zinc finger protein 182 (gene cg). Gene Ontology annotation, cellular component: nucleus. Lineage: Eukaryota; Metazoa; Arthropoda; Insecta; Diptera; Tephritidae. The record is from RefSeq and is a predicted model, not a curated record. Gene Ontology annotation, molecular function: RNA polymerase II cis-regulatory region sequence-specific DNA binding; DNA-binding transcription factor activity. Gene Ontology annotation, biological process: regulation of transcription by RNA polymerase II. Bases 749 to 2995 code for a protein of 748 amino acids. The transcript has 12 exons.
CGUAAGUGUAAUUGACUAAUCCGUCUUAUGAGUAAUAAUAAUAAUGAAUAAGAGGUUGAAGAUGGAGGAAAUGUUUGACGAAAUUUGCAUAAAUUUUUAUAAAAACUUUAAGUUGCUGAAUCGUUCGCUUUAUUGCUGAAUUUGCCUCGUCACCCGAAGCAAGGCGAAAAACGAGUACGAAGAGUUCUGAAUCCAAAUAGCAAUUUCAAGAUGGCGUCAAUGAUUUUUGGUGGAAUUUUAGUGUCUGUUUAGGAAAGUUUGCGCGGUAUUUGUACUGCUUAAAAUUUAAUAUUAUUGAAUAUUAAAUAAAAUAAAUGUGAGAUGUGCUAUCUAUAAAGUUAAUAUAUAAAUCCAAGCAGACGUGCCUUUGAAUUUCUCGCUUAGUGAUAAUUCGUGCAAAAAUGGCGCAUGCUACUGCAAGAGCGAUAUAACUUUCUUUUUUUGACAUGAUUUCGGUUUAUAAUAAAAAGAAUAACAACGUUAUUUAAAUAAAGUGGCUAUAUGCGUUGUUGUUUUUUAAAAAUUCGAGCUCAUUGUAGUGUGUGGCAAGUGCAAGUGGUACAGUCGGAGUUGGACGCGGCAUACGUUGCUUCUUAUUGCCAGCGUGGGAAUGUACGAUUAAUAUAUAUUUACUAACGUAUUGUGUUAAUUAUUGAAAAAAGUUUAAACACAUCGCUUCGAACAAUUGUAAAUAUAACUUAAUUGAAAUAAAAAAAGGCGGGUAAAUCUAGCUCCUAUAAUCACCAAAAUGUGUGCAGCCCAUAGUAACCCUCAGCAGGGCUUCGGCUAUACUUGGGGCUUUGCCGAUAAUACCCGUACAGAGUCUGUAUUGGAAAUUCCAACAAAUAUUAAUUACACAGUCAGCAGUGAAUCCAUGCCAUAUUUACUAUCUACAGAUGGAUCGCUAACUGUUCAGAAGGAUGUUAAGGGAGGUCUAGCAGCUCAGAAAGGAGGUGUUGUUCGACGUAUGUUUGUAGUCAACGAACCUUUUGCGCCAGGAGCCCAAAGGGUCAUUACUGCAGGUACUACUACACCAUCGGUGGUGAAGAAACAAGACCAACAAGUGCUCAGUAUUAACUGCGACAAAAAUUACCUACUUGUAGAUCAAUCAGAUCAGUCACACUCCCUGACUAAUGGUAUCGUCGAUACGAAGUCACAAACCAUUCUAACAACAGCAACAGGCGCUAAAACGCAUUUUAGUCCCAUCGGGCCGAUUCAUCUCACUGCAGAGGAAUGCAACGAGAUUUUAAUGAAGCGCGCGCUUGCCGCAUCGCAACAGACUCACACGAUCACUACUCCAGACGGACAUGGGACGACAAGUGACAUUUUGCCAGGAAUAUCAGUUCAGGUUCAAAAAGUAAUUCAAGGUUUAGAAGAGACAGAAGAUUCACAAGGCGAUGCGCCUCUAAAGUUAGAGCCUGGUACUUUAGAGCUUUCACCGAAAACAGAGUUACAAGAUAACAUGAAUUACAAUGAAAAUGACGCCACAGUUAAGAAGGAGCGACCAUAUAGCUGCGAUGAGUGCGGAAAAUCGUUUCUGCUAAAGCAUCAUUUAACAACGCAUGCGCGAGUACAUACAGGAGAACGGCCGCACGUAUGCGUGCAUUGCAGUAAAAGCUUUGCUCAUAAGCACUGUCUAAAUACACAUCUUUUGUUGCAUUCAACUGAUCGACCCUUUCAAUGCACCGAAUGCAAAAAGAGUUUCACUUUGAAACACCACCUGUUGACUCAUUCACGUGUUCAUAGUCGUGAUCGGCCAUUUGUUUGUCCUGAAUGUGGACGUACGUUCCCAUUGAAACGGCAUUUAGUAACACACAGUAAAUUUCAUGCUGGGGAACGACCAUAUGUAUGUGAAGAAUGCGGCGAAAGCUUUGCUCAGGAGAAUCACUUAAUAAUGCAUUCACGUUUUCAUGGAUCCUUAAAUCCAUUUGUAUGCCCAGAUUGUGGAGCUACGUUUCCACGCAAAUUUCAGUUAGUAAACCAUGGCCGUAUACACGGUAAAGUGCCACACUCUUGCACCUUGUGUGGCAAAGAGUUCUUGCAGAAGCGUACGCUAGUUUCUCACAUGAGAAUUCACACUGGCGACCAGCCAUAUCCUUGCAUUAGUUGUGGAGAAGGAUUUAUGUCGAAGGCUGAAUUAAAUCAACAUGUGCGUAAUACACACGGAGGCGUCAAUCCAAACUCGUCAAAUGCCACGAUUAAUUCUAAUCAGCAACACCAUUCGCAGCAGCAACAACAACAGGCGCAGUCUUCACAUCCACAAACAAUUACUGUUGUCAGUAAUCCAGCGAAUCCGGCAUUAUUAACUGUGGCAGGAAAUGAUGGCUCACGUCCCCAAUUUGGUUGUCGCGAAUGUGGAAGUGCCUUCAACAGUAGAGAAGCGCUAGCGCUUCAUUUGCGAUUGCAUACAGGUGACAAGAGCCUUAUGACUGACUUGUGCGCUUUGACUGCAGCAUUGCCGGGUCACUUCCUCAAUACUGGUCUUAAUCCAGGGGCCACAGUAGUUGCCACAAAUCCCAAUAUAGUGGCACAGAAUACAGUGCCAGUGCAAAUUAUUUCAUCAACCGGUCAAGUCAUGACCCAAACCACAUUGGUGCAAGCCGCCGCAGCAACACAUCCACAGGCUGUUGUUACCAACGUCCCUGGCGUAAUGCAUCAUCAGCAGCCGCAGCAGCAACUUACCAAUACUGCGCCACAACAGCAUCACCCUCAACAGCAGCAAGUCACGCCGCCCAAACCAAAGUCACACUUUUGCGCUAGUUGCGGCAAAGGUUUUGCCGCUAAGCAUGGCCUCAUGCAACAUAAUCGCAGACAUCCCAAUGGUGGUUGCACUGUUCGUACACAUGUUUGCGAGUGUGGCAAGGCAUUCUUCCAAAAGAAUCAUUUAAUGCUGCAUCAGCGUCAACACUUGGAAACUAAACCGACAUUGACUGCCUCUCAACAGCAGCAGCAACAACAACAACAACAGCAGCAGCAACAACAACAGGUGCGUUGAUUGCAUUGCUAAGUACAUUAAAUAUAAAAAAAAGCUGCGCACGCUGUGUAACCCGCAAAAAUAGCAAAACAUGCAAGUCGGCUUAGCAACGCUUCCAUUAUAAUUUUACACAUCAGCUCGGUAACGUUAUGCUGAGAUAUAUAACCAACGCUUAACAUCAAGUCAGAAUCCUCAUAUCAAGCAACCACGAAAUAAAACGGCAUACGCAAAAUACUAACAUAAUGUUUUACUUUUUUCCAUUUAGGAUUUAACCCAGCAACAGCACAGUCGCAUAAAAAAACAGCAGCAACAACCAACGGCUAUGUUGAUUGGAAAUCAUCAUGCGGUUCAUCUGCAGGUAUUACAUGGUACUAAUGCAGCUCAAUUUAUCAAGUACGAAAUUAAUAUACCACAGGAUAAUCAAAGUGGUUGAAUACAGAUAAUAGAUGAUGUAAAAUUAUAAAUCGUUAAAAUAUUUCAACGGAGACAAAAAAAAAAAAAAAAAACAAAGUAAAAGAAUAAGGACAUAUGUUGCGAAAAAAGGCGACUGGUGGAACCUGGGUUCAGUUGUAUAGUACUCUUAGCAGUACUUGUUUUCAUUUGUUUAAGUUUAUAAUCUUUAUAGCGUUUAAGUUUUAUUGUUUCGCUCCGUUUUAUGUGCACACAUUUUGCAGUUGCAGUAGGAUUUACUUAUUGUUUCUAUAUGUGUAAAUAAUAUUUUCGCUUUAACUUAACUAUAUAAAUUGUACAUUUAAGUUCUCAACAAGACAAACAAAGCAAAUUAAAUUAAUAAAUUCCGUUUUUUAAGC